UCAGUAAUCUUGAUUGACUUUGUAGAUCUGGGUAGAGUUGGAAUUUCAGACAGGAAGGACAAGUUUUUGAGACUGGUACGAAAGUAAAAGACUUGUAUUGUUAAAUAUUGCACAGCCAAGCAUUCAGACAAACGCUUGCGGAAGAAAUCAGCAACACAUUUUUAUUGUAGUUUCAAGAAUGAAGAAACUGCAAGCAGACACAGAUCUCUUAAAAUCAACUGUAUGUGCCAGUAUUUCACCAAAUUCAGAACAACUAUCAGAAAUGGCAGUACGUCAGACCUUUUCGAGAGUGAAUCAUGAACGCAUCCAGGCUGUGGAGAGCACUUUCGGACGCUCUGAAAAGCCUCUUCAAAUACCUGGCCGUAUCCUAGUGGGAGAAGGUCGCUUGUUAAAGUUUUGCAGACGUGGACCCAAACCCAAGGUGUUCUUCCUCUUCAACGACGUCUUGGUCUAUGGCAGUAUCAUUGUUCCUGGCCGCUGGAAUAAAAAAAAGCAUAUUAUUCCUCUGGAUGAGGUGCAACAGGAAGAUCUGAAAGACGGAGAGGACAUGGCCAACCAGUGGCUCAUACGGACACCACGCAAGUCCUUCUACGUGGCGGCAGCCUCGCCUGAGGAGAAGGAAGCAUGGAUGGAGCACAUUGACCGCUAUAAGGCCCUACAUUUGCAAAACAAGGGCCAUACUAUUGACAGAACUGCCAAGAGAAACUUGGCUGCUGCCUGGAUUCCUGACACCGCCUCAGAUAUUUGCAUGCGCUGCUCCGAUCGAUUCACCAUUGCUAAUUGGAGGCACCAUUGCCGGAGAUGUGGCUUUGUAGUAUGUGGAGCUUGCUCGAAGGACCGGGCCUUGCUACUCAAUAUCUCCUCAAGGCCUGUGAGAGUCUGCUGGCAUUGUACUGAUGACCUUGAGGACCAGGAUGAACAGGAGAAGAGACAGCGGAGCGACAAGGCAAAGAACUUUAAAAGGAAGUCUUUGGAGGACUUACGACCAAGCCUUGAGAGUUCCAGCAAAGAGGACCUAGAGCAGGACAGCGAUUAUCAAGUGCCCACCAAGUAGUUUAGUACCCUGCAACUUAAUGAUCUUCACUACUGCUGCACAAAACCUGAGUAGAAAAAAACUUCUCUCACUGGACUGUGAACUGAACAGAAUUCCCGCUAAUGCUGCAUAAAACCUGAGCACAUGAAACCUUCUUUUCCUAACUCUGAACUGAACAGAAGACGAUAAAAGAGCACCUACUUAUUAUAAACUAUGAUGGAACUGAUCAUGUACUGCUUCAGCAGAUCAAUAGGGAAGAUUUCAGCAGUUAUGAAGU
Paramisgurnus dabryanus is the source of this 1310-nucleotide messenger RNA. RefSeq names its product pleckstrin homology domain-containing family F member 2-like. Gene Ontology annotation, biological process: endosome to lysosome transport; endosome organization. NCBI's taxonomy places the organism in Eukaryota, Metazoa, Chordata, Actinopteri, Cypriniformes, Cobitidae. Gene Ontology annotation, molecular function: phosphatidylinositol binding; metal ion binding. Gene Ontology annotation, cellular component: early endosome. The record is from RefSeq and is a predicted model, not a curated record.